Messenger RNA from Nematocida homosporus, 1053 nucleotides. RefSeq lists its product as uncharacterized. The transcript has a single exon. The coding region runs from base 1 to 1053 and encodes 350 amino acids. The record is from RefSeq and is a predicted model, not a curated record. Lineage: Eukaryota; Fungi; Microsporidia.
AUGGUGCCGACGUUUCAAAGCAAAGAUUGGUGGGCAGAUUGGCCUUUGAUUGGUCAAACAAAUGCUAGGCUGGGCCGGGCUAAAACUGAUGUUUUUGAUCGGUUUGUUCGUAGUGUGGCAUUGUUAGAAAUUGUUGGAGGCGUGCUGAGUCAUGAACUAGGUGGGCUGGAGUUGGUUGUUGUGGCGGGCAUAAUGGCCUGGUUGUACUUGGAGAAGGAAGAGAUUGAUACCGAAAUGAUUGUCUGUUGGGGUGGGUUGCACUACAUGUUGCGCCGAUCGGUGAUAUCAGAGGUUGUCUUUUUUGGCCUGGCCGCUCGAAUUAGGGAGGUGAGCUUGGGAGUUUGUUUACGGCCCGUGGCUGUUUAUGCUUUAACAGAACUAGUGGUGGUGUUGCAGAAUCGCUGGCUUUGGAUGUGGUGGCUAAGGAGUUUUUUGUUGGUUGGAGUAGUUGGUGGCAUUCAGGCCGGUCUUAUUUGGGCUGGGGCCUCGACUAACUUCAAAAGAAAGAUGUUUCACUUUGCGAUAUUCGCUUACCUUUGGGUGGUGCCUUUAGAAGUGGCUCGUGUACAGAUGGUUGGGGCAAUGACUCUCUUCUCUUUGCUGCCGCGCAUUAAUGCGGUCUACAGCCGGAUCUUCCGUUGUGAAAUAGAUAGAUGGAACUUGGUCGCUGGUUUUGUCUCAGAAAAGGACCAGAAACAAGUGCUGUCCCAUGUGUGGCUGUUGUGCAGCUGCUUUUUUGUCGUCGAGGGCGUGUCAAACCACGAGCGGGCUUGGUUCUGUUUGUCAUCGGUCUGCAUUGUGGACAGUGUUGCCUCUUUCUUUCCUCGUGAGAAGGGCGGUCAUAAGAGCCUGGUGGGAAGUUUGGCUGGCGGAAUGGUAGCUAUGGUUGUGUUGCAACUAUUGGGGAUUAAUUACCCCCUGGGUCUUUAUUUACUGGUCGGGGCUGCUGAGUACUAUGCCGGAGUUAAUGACAACUUACUCUUGCCUGUCUUUGCCUACGCAAUAUCGGGAUUAUGUCAUCUCAACAACGAGUCUAAGGCCGUGAUAAAUUGA